Chanos chanos (milkfish) is the source of this 414-nucleotide messenger RNA. It is a transcript of the gene cfap90, whose product is annotated as cilia and flagella associated protein 90. Lineage: Eukaryota; Metazoa; Chordata; Actinopteri; Gonorynchiformes; Chanidae. The transcript is spliced from 3 exons. The record is from RefSeq and is a predicted model, not a curated record. Bases 1 to 414 code for a protein of 137 amino acids.
AUGGAUGUCUUAUUGCUGUCGAAAACAAAACCAAUUUCAACAUUGUCUGCGUUUAGUUUCAUUCCUCCAAGAAGGACCGAGCCAAAAGAGAGAACAUAUUUCAACUCCAACUCCAAAGCGCCGGAGACAUAUCUGUAUGACUGCAUCCACAGGCGAGAUGAAGGCUAUAAUAACAAGCUGCACAGAGACGACCGUGAGCACGCCAAGAGCAGAGGGCUAGACAUCCACGCUGAGGAGUCAUCGAGGCUUGUAGCGGUAUUGUCAUCAUCUGAAUACGGGCGACGGAUGCCACCGCCUCUAUAUAAACCAGGACGGCAGUUUGUUCGUGUGGCACGCAUACGUUCUGAGUUCUACCGGAAAAAUGGAAUAACACAGACAGUGGAGCAUGGCUAUGGAUCUGUUGUUCCUGUUUAA